AGCCACCGAUUCUUUAUUAAGAACAUCUUCAAAAAAAAAAAAAAUAAACAAAACACAACGUAGGGUUCCGUACCAAACAUUUUGGUGCCGACAAACCAGGAUUAGAUAUCCUAAAAAAUUGUGUGCGUUCUGUGGCCACCGUGUGUGUUGCAAGUGUAAAGUUGUACACCGCAACCGUGUUUGCUCAGUGAACAUUAAAAAUGACAAAAGCAGACAAGCUUAAGUCACGGCAAGCCAAACGGCAAAGCCUCAUUGUGUCUAUGCAGCGGCUUGCGCAGUUUGCAAAAGACUAUACUCCUCAACAACAACAGCAAAUACCCGACCGACUUGAUCGGUUGUCGAAAAUUUGGGAAUGUUUCCAAAUGGUGCAGGAAGACUGCGAGGAAUGGGACGAUUCCGAGAAUGCUACCAGCGAAAACGAAGCGUUAUUGUCACAAGCAGAGGAGCUUUACUUCGAAACAAAGGCCGCGUUAACAAGCUACAUUCCGGAAACAGCAGAUCAGGUAAAAGAAGAGGUUACCCGCCCAGCAAGCGUAAGUGUUAAACUACCUAUCAUUUCAUUACCUGAAUUUUGUGGUGAGCUCACAGAGUGGCUAUCCUUUUAUGACACCUUUGUUUCACUUGUUCAUAAUUCUGAAGAAAUUUCCAACAUCCAAAAAUUUCAUUACUUGCGUGCGUCCCUCAAAGGGGAAGCUGCCGGAAUAAUACAACCAAUUCCUAUUACAGCAGAAAACUAUCAGGUGGCUUGGAAAGCUCUUUUGAAUCGAUAUUCCAAUAAAGUACAUCUUCGUAAAAUGCACACACGUGCAUUGUUCGAGCUUCCAAAGCUAACCAAUAGUCACGCCCCAGACUUGCGACAAUUGGCUAACCAAUUUCAGCUACACAUCGAUAUUUUAAAACAAUUAGAGGAGAGCAUUCCUGACAACAGCACAAUUUUUGUGGAACUUCUUGCUACCAAAUUGGAUAAAGCAACAUUACAAGCAUGGGAAGAACACAAUUCCCAAGACAUCCAGCCAACUCAUCCAAAUAUGACAAACUUCUUGUUGAAAAGAGCUCAAACAAUUGAAGCAUUAGCGUUGCAGACAGGCAACCGCCCAACCACAUCUCAUUCGAAAAUGGGUAUACCUAACCAUAAAUUUUCCAAGAAAAUGAGCACUAACACAAUUAGUGUGAAACAGGACAACACACACACUUGUCCUGCAUGCAAAAAAGAUGGUCACACGUUGCAUCAGUGUCAAUCCUUUAUCGCUAUGCCAUGUAAGGCGCGUCAAGAGUUUGUAUCACGAAACAAACUUUGUAUCAAUUGCUUGAGAAGUGGACAUUUCUUUCAACAAUGCCCUUCUAAGUACUCUUGCCGAAUUUGUAAAAGGAAGCAUCAUUCUAUUUUACACUAUAAAACGCAAACAAAUAAUAACCCUGAAUCAGAAAGCACCACAUCUGAAUCAAAUAUCAUGGCGUACGUGUCUACACACAGAUCGGAGAGCCGGUAUAUCAAAGCGUUGUCUCACUUCGUUCACUACAGUUUCUUGGCUGCCGUGCUUAUACCGACGAUGGACAUCGUCAACGAUUAA
Messenger RNA from Anopheles arabiensis, 1571 nucleotides. RefSeq lists its product as uncharacterized. The record is from RefSeq and is a predicted model, not a curated record. The coding region runs from base 201 to 1571 and encodes 456 amino acids. Gene Ontology annotation, molecular function: zinc ion binding; nucleic acid binding. Lineage: Eukaryota; Metazoa; Arthropoda; Insecta; Diptera; Culicidae. The transcript has 3 exons.